GAACGAGGCGGCAAAAGCGAGAACGAACGACCAUUCGACACAGUCACGACAGAGUGUGCGAGAAAUCUUUCACUUGCCCCGUUGCAGUCCAAUCAUGGCGGCUUUCGUAGGACGAAUUUGUGGAUCCGGAUUGUUGAGCCCGAAAAGUGGUGCUACCUUGCAGAAGGUACAAAACUUCUCCACGACCCGCGCCUGGACCAAGAGCCAAAAGGUUGCAACCGCAGCCGGCGUGUUGGUUGGAGGGGCCGGAGCCCUGCUGUACGCCCUUGAGCAAUCGGUAGCUGCUUCGGGUACGGAAGUGCACCCACCCGCGUUGCCAUGGAACCAUAAAGGAGUGCUCGAUUCCCUCGACCAUGCAUCCGUCCGCCGUGGCUACGAGGUGUACAAGCAGGUGUGCGCCGCCUGCCACUCGAUGCGCUUCAUCGCCUACCGUAAUCUGGUCGGCGUGUCGCACACGGAGGCGGAGGCUAAGGCCGAGGCGGAAGAAAUCCAGGUGCGCGACGGACCGGACGAGGCCGGCAACUACUUCAUGCGGCCGGGCAAGCUGUCCGAUUACUUCCCGAGCCCGUAUCCGAACGAGGAGGCGGCCCGUGCUGCGAACAACGGCGCUUACCCGCCCGAUCUGAGCUACAUUGCACUAGCACGCCACGGUGGCGAGGAUUAUCUGUUCGCCUUGCUUACCGGCUACUGCGACCCACCGGCAGGCGUGGUGCUGCGCGAGGGUCAGUAUUACAACCCCUACUUCCCCGGCGGAGCCAUUUCGAUGGCCCAGGCAUUGUACAACGAGGCUGCUGAAUAUUCUGACGGUACGCCACCAACUGCCAGCCAGCUAGCCAAGGAUGUGUCGACGUUCCUGGUUUGGGCCGCCGAGCCGUAUCACGACGAGCGCAAGCGCAUGGGUAUCAAGUCUGUCGGCAUCAUUAUGAUCCUCGGUGCACUGUCGUACUAUAUCAAGAGACACAAGUGGGCCGCGCUGAAGACGCGAAAGAUUUCCUUCCACCCAAAGAGCAAGUAAAAUAGUAAAAUCACCAGCAAAGCAAGCAACCAGUAGCAACAGCAAAUGCACCCAGCGAUGUGAUGUAAUGUGCGGGGUAGCGAAGAGUCGAAGCGACUAGGGGGACACAACAAAGCAGCCAACACAUAUUGUGUACCGUAAUCGAGGGGAAGAAAAUCUAUCGCCCAAACUUAAAGCAAAAUAAAGCAGAAAUGAAUGAAAAAAAUCACCAACUCAACCAGCAACAACAGAAAAGGAAGAACGAAAUUUAAAACCUGCCUGCUUUUGCUGUCGUUAGUAACAGUGACAAGGAAUCUGUGCAAUGGGCGAAGUGGAAAUGCAACGAGAGGAGAGAGAGUAACCGGAACAGCUUCAAGGAAGAACACCGGCAACUAGAAAAUGUUGUGGAUACAAUUUCACCUUCCGGCUACAAUGCUGCCAAACGCUUGCGUUUCUGGUCGCUGUUCCUUUAAUUCCCUUCCUGGGAAACCCAGCCACUGCUUUGCCAAAUUGUGCGGGUUCCAUUGCAUCGCAUCGUUGCACAGAUUCUUGGCUAGGUUUUUUUUUAAAAGAAAACUGUGCAUGUAUAGUUCAAUUACCAUUGUACGAAUCACUACAUAAAAAUUAUUCAACAAAACGACA
Messenger RNA from Anopheles coustani, 1636 nucleotides. It is a transcript of the gene Cyt-c1, whose product is annotated as cytochrome c1, heme protein, mitochondrial. The coding region runs from base 95 to 1015 and encodes 306 amino acids. NCBI's taxonomy places the organism in Eukaryota, Metazoa, Arthropoda, Insecta, Diptera, Culicidae. The transcript is spliced from 4 exons. Gene Ontology annotation, biological process: mitochondrial electron transport, ubiquinol to cytochrome c. The record is from RefSeq and is a predicted model, not a curated record. Gene Ontology annotation, molecular function: electron transfer activity; heme binding.